Messenger RNA from Spirodela intermedia, 7998 nucleotides. Lineage: Eukaryota; Viridiplantae; Streptophyta; Magnoliopsida; Alismatales; Araceae. The record is from the annotation of a GenBank genome assembly.
AUGAGAAUCCUAUUCACAAUAGGGGAUUGUUCGCUCAUCGUCCGUCACCUCAUAUUUUUGAAUAUCUUGAAUCUUACUGCUAACUUUUCCUAUUUCUAUGAAAGCAGAGUGUAUUGGCAUAAUCAGAUAUUCUUCAGUGAAUUCAGUGAUGAUCCAGUUAAAUUUGAUACUGACGGUCACAAACAGAGUAAGGUCAAGACAAGAUAUGCUGCACUCUGACUAGUCAUGCUGCAUUCUGACUCAUGGUCUCGUUGACUUGAUGGGCGCUUUUGUAGUUAGAAUUUGUUUCUCUUUGUUAUGUGUCUUUGAUUAUACUGGAGAUGAUGCUGUGACAUUGCCACUUAAUCGUGCUGUGACAAUGCCUACACUGAAUUUUUAUACUUAUCCUCGGAAUUGAGUGCAUUUGUUGACGUGGGUAUUACUUUUUGUGGCCGACUGACCUCAUCAGCACUCACGAAAGUGAUGUCUCCUUUUUUUCAACAGGAUAGUUUAGAUGUUAUUCAUCCCGAGACUGAACUUUCCCUGUUAGCUAAUCUGCUUUCCUUUCUUUAAAACAUCCGAGUUCGUUCAGAUUCUUUAGUAUGUAGGCUACUCAGCACAAAUACUUUCCUGCUAUAGAUGGUGUGCUUUGGAUAAAACUCUUUGGCAAUGUGUGAUGUUAUAAUUCCUGCUUCAGUUUGAUGAUACAAGGGUAGUCAACUGUCCUGAAAUUAAUGUGGUUGUACUUUGUCUGAUUCGCCACUUAUCCAAUGAUUGUAUUCCAUUUAUGGGGCCAGCCUAGAAUGUGCAGUACUUUUAUACUAAUGUGAAAAUUCCUUAUGCUAGUUUAGUUUUGAGAUUGUACCUUAUUCUUGGGUUCUGAUAAAUGACUCUCUUCUCAAGUCGAAUGUGAUUUUAUGGCUUCUAUGUUUUUGUAACUUUCAGCCUGAUUUUGUUCCAGGUGGCGAUUUUGUGCUUAGGUUUUUACAUGUAAUUUCUAUCUUGUUACGUUAAUUUCUCUUUUAUUAUUGGAUGGUUAUAACAAAUAGGAAUGUUUUUCAGAGAACACCAUUAUUUUCCUGCAUCUUCCUCAGCCGCCAAUUCAUCUAACCAAUAUUCGUAUAUGGAUGACAACAUUCCUGAGGAUUCACUGGUUUUAUCUGAGAACUUGAUGUUGCUUGGUUAUCGUUCGAUUUCUAGUGAUGAUAAUGGUAGAAAGCCUAAUAUCUCCAAUGAGGACGAAGCUAUUGUAGAUGUUGGGGAGGCUCCCAACCAUGAAGAUAUUGAACAUAGAAUGGAUUUGACGGAUGAUCUGUUGCACAUGGUACUUACGCACGUUUUAUCAGAUGUUUGUGUUUUUUAUUCUUUCAUAUCAGAAAUGCUGCUGACAAAAAAAAUUCUUGUAGGUUUUUUCUUUCUUGGGUCAUAAAGAUCUUUGUAAAGCAGGAGCUACCUGUAAACAAUGGCACAUAGCUAGUGCCCUUGAAGAUUUCUGGAAGUGUUUAAACUUUGAAGAGUUAAACAUCUCACCUGAGAAUUGUAUGUCUUUUUUGGUCAACUCUGCUUGUAAAUUGUUGAGAUUUUAAUGUAUGAUUCUCUCAUUCCAUCACUCAAAGUGCAUUUUAAGAUGAAGCGUAUAGAAUCCAGCCCUUGUGACGUCUUUACUUUUUUGAAACAAAUCUUCGUGAACUUAUGAAGAGGGUUGAUGACAUCUAGGUGAUAUCUUAUAUUCUUGUUCUCCAUAGUUUGUUUCAUGCUAACGUUUAAGAAUAUCCCUGAAAAUGCUAAUCGCCCAGAAAACUAGUGUGUUAACUGUCAUAUUGAAAGUACACUGAUAAUCUUCACUUUAUGAAGAUUGAUGGAUCAUGCUGAAGUGAAAUUUAUUAUAAUGUAUUUUUUUACUUGAUAUGUUUGGUUAUUUUGAUUAAAUUUAGUUUGUUUGGUUUUGCGUUGUUCAUGAAUGGAAUUUAAUCAUUGUAUGAAUUACCAUAGGGGGGAUGGUAAACGCACAAACCUUGCAGUUGGUCGUGCAGAAAUCGGCUUAAAAAUGCAUAUACCUCAACAUAGGUUAAUACGUCUCAUUGUUAUAUGUAUCGUUAAUUUGAAAAAACCAUGGCACCAAAAUUGUCUAAUUUCGUUUCUGCCAAUGAUGACUACUACCAUUCUCAACUGGCAUAGGAGGUAGUUAAAUUUAUUUAGCAUAAUUUGGUGUACUUUUUUUUCUGAAGACACUGCAUUGGUUUACAGCAAAACUUUUCAAUAUUCAUCUAUAUUAGUCAGUUAUUCUUUGACUAUGAUAUACCCAAAUCAGAUUCCUAGUUCCAAGGCUUUUAUUUAUGUUUUUAAAAAAUUUCUGACGCAGUCAAGUACGCUGAUGGUACUUUAAAGGCUUUGUGCUAUGAGAGUUGUCUAUUUUAUUUCUAAGCCGAAAUUUUUUGCAUUUCCUUGCAGUUUCUGCGAUUUGUCGUCGCUAUCCAAAUGCUAUUCAAGUGAAUGUAUUAGGUGUCCAUCAUGUAGAUGUGCUCGUGUUGGAGGCAAUGACUUCUCUUAGGUUGUCUUCUUCACUAUGGAUUUAUGGUCCUAACAUGUACAUUGAUGCAUCAGGCUUACAUAUUUUUUUGGCAUCCAGGAAACUUGAAUCUUUAACCUUGGGAAAAGGACAGCUACCAGAUGGAUUUUUUCAUGCGCUGACUGACUGCCCUGCGUUAAAAACUUUGCACAUUAGUGAUGCAUAUUUUGGUAGUGGCAUUCAAGAGCUGAUGAUUCAUCACGAUAAUCUGCAUGAUCUUCAAAUUGUAAAAUGUCGUGUUCUUCGUAUUUCCGUCAGGUGAGCUCCUGUUUCAUGAAGAUAAGUCGCUUUAGGUUGGUUACUUUUGCAGUAGUCUCAUGGGUUAUAUAAUCUCGCACGUGAAUUUGACAUUUUAACAUCGAUUUGCAGAUGCCCACUGUUGCAAACUUUGUCUCUAAAGCGAAGUAGCAUGGCACAUGUCUUGCUUAUUUCUCCCCAAUUACAUCUGUUAGAUAUUUCUUCUUGUCACAAACUCUCUGAUGCUGGAAUCCGUUCAGCUGCAACAUCAUGCCCCCUGCUGACUUCUUUGGAUAUGUCAUUUUGUGGAUGUGUUAGUGACGAGACAUUGCGUGAAAUAGCCUUUGCAUGCCCUAAUCUCCAGUAUUUAGAUGCGUCCUUUUGUCCAAACAUUUCACUUGAGGUGAACUUUCUUUUACAUGUCAACUUAGGUUGAUUAUAAUGGUUACUUUCAUUAGUGUGUAUAAGAUUAUCUGAUGACCCAUGUGUUUCUUUGAUAGUCUGUGAGACUGCCAAUGCUGACAGAUCUAAAGCUUCAUAACUGUGAAGGCAUUACCUCUGUUUCUGUUGCUGCAAUAUCUCAUUGUUACAUGCUCGAGGUUGGAGUCUCUGGCCUAGAUAUUUGCAGAUGGUUUUGUGAGCAUUGUUCUCUACUGACAUGAUUGUUUCAAAAUCCUUUCAGUCAUUGCAACUUGAUUGUUGUGCCCUUCUGACUUCAGUAUCUUUAGAUCUGCCACACUUGCAGAGUAUCAGUCUCAUACAUUGUCGCAAGUAAGUGCGUUUUACUGGUAAUUUCCUUUGGGAAGGAUUCUUGUUUAUAAGGUUAAUCUUCUGAAAAUGUGUAUGCAGGUUUGUUGAAUUGAACCUGCGCAGUCCCUUGCUUUCAUCCAUCACAGUGUCCAAUUGUCCUGUUCUUCAUCGCAUUAAUAUCAUGUCAACUGUACUUCAGGUGAGUAUAUAUUUCAUCGACACCUCAUGUUUCUUAUGGAAUCUUUUUGUAUUCUCUCAGUUGAUGAGGAAGCAUGUGAAUUUGAAGUUUUAUUUAUACAUUCUGGGGCCUGCAGAAAUUGGCUUUGCAAAAGCAGGAAAGUUUGGCAACAUUAUCACUGCAAUGCCGCAAUUUGCAAGAAGUUGAUCUCACUGAUUGUGAAUCUCUAAAUAAUUCCAUUUGUGAGGUUUUCAGUGACGGUGGUGGUUGCCCGAUGCUCAGAUCAUUGAUUCUAGAGAAUUGUGAGGUUUGUAAUCCCUGCUUAUUCUCAUUUUCUACAUGUUCAGUCACUAGUCUGAUUCCGUGAUUUGAACUUUUACUCCUUUUCCGAUUCCUUUUUGUUAUAAUGUUGAUGUAUCUUGGUUGAGCAUAACACCUCGAUUUGAUUGUCAGUUUACACUGAUAUUAUCGUUGAGAAUAUAGGUUCACUAGUUGCGUUCGAUUAAUUGUUUUUUAUAGUAUGUUUCAGAAUUCGUAUUUCUUUUCCCCUAAAUGUAUGAAUAGUGCAUACCGUGCAGAUGAUUGGAAAACAUCCACAAAAUCCACCGACAUUCUGUCUAGCACUGAGAUGGUGAUGCUGCCAUAACUGACUCCUGACCACGUUUGAUGUAAUUAGUGGCUUGAUGUUAGAUUUUGGUUCAUGUCCUGAGAUUCAGAGUAUGAUUUAAUGAGCCAUGUUUCCUAUCAUGAGAAGGCCAAUGGUAAACCCUUGUAGACCCUUGUACUUUGGAAAUCGGUGGCAUUUUCCUGGUAGUUUAUCUUUCUUGCAUUCCCUUGAGAUAUUGUCCCUUAAAUGUUAUAAAGUUUUGAUUUUGUCCUACUGAGGGCGUUGUUCUUACUCUUCAAUCUAUGACUUACACUAACGGUUGUGUAUUUGUUGCUGUAUUUUAUUUACAGAGUUUGACUUUGGUUAGAUUCAACAGUAGUUCCUUGGCCAGUCUCUCCCUCGUUGGUUGCCGCACUGUGACUCUUCUUGAGCUAUCUUGUCCAAAUCUUCAGAGAGUAAAUUUAGCUGGUUGUGAUCAUCUGGAAAGCGCUUCAUUUUGUCCUGUGAGUAAUGUUGACAGAUUUUAUUUCUUGAUGUGUGAUGUUAUUUUAUGUGUAUGUACCAUUUAUUUAUUUUCAUUCCUGUUUGACCAAGUUUGGGGUUGUAAUACAUAAAUGUUAUUUGGUGAGAUUUAUUUGCUUUUUCUUCGACAUGACAUCCUUUGUUUAAGAAUGUUUACUGUGGUGAGUUCACAAUCUGUUGCUCUCGAUGACAACCGUUCCGUCCCCUCCCCGGCAACACGUAAUUAUUUUUUAAAAAAUUGUUGCCCAUAAAAAAGGAUUACCUUUUUUAACUGUUUUAUUAAUAAUAAUAUAUUACUAUUCUAAAACUGGAAAUCAUAAUAGUAGCUAUUGUGGAUCUAUUAAAUACCAUCCAAAAUUCUUUGAUUUUAAAUUGGUAUAAAAUACCAUCUGUUUGUGUUGAUGAUUCAAUCAGUAGUCGGAUCGUUGUAUACCUUUAGAAGUCUAUGGACUUGCGAUUUUUUUAUCGUAUGCAAUUUUUUUAAGGCACCCAUUUCCAUAAUUAAGGUUUAACGUUUGUUUAAAGACUCUAAGCAAUUGACCACUUUUGUUUUACGACAUAUUUUUCAGUAUGCUCACAUCAUCUGGCAAGUGUUUUUAACAUAUCCUUAUCUUGUUAAAAUUGGCAUUUUGCCCUGAUGUUGCGUAGGCUUUUUUGGCUUAGGACGCAGACUGACAGUAGCGUUGCGUUGCGUAGGUUGGCCUUUGGUCUCUUAAUCUGGGGAUAUGUCCAAAGCUGACCAUACUCAAGAUUGAAGCUCCACAUAUGCGAGGACUGGAAUUAAAAGGCUGUGGCGUACUGUCCCAAGCAUCCAUCAAUUGUCCUAGGCUUUCAUCUUUAGAUGCUUCUUUCUGCAGGUAAACUGUCUCUAUCCUCUGACUUGUUCGUUCGUCGUGCCUUUUUACUUGCCCAAAGUCGGCUGACUGAUUUUCUGUCUACAGUCAAUUAAGGGAUGAAAGUUUGUCCACUACGGCCGCUUCAUGUUCAUUGAUUGAAACGCUGAUAUUGUCAUCCUGUACAUCCAUUGAAUCCGCGGCACUUUCUUCUUUGCACCGGCUUGGGCGACUGACGGUGCUUGAUUUAUCAUACACAUUCUUGACAAACUUGCAGCCUGUCUUUGAAACAUGUUCACAGCUGGAGGUGAGCAGCGAGUAUUUUAAUUCAAAUUCCUCUGUUACCUACUAAUCUGAUAUCUCCAAUAUGAUGUUUUUUCGCGAUUUUUUUUGUUGGUUUUUCUUUUGUGUCUGAAGAAACUGCGUUGUAGUGACCUUGAGCUCUCUCACUGGAUCAAGAAAAGGAAUCGGAAGGGGUGUCAGGGUUUGAGAGGUUUAACAAGAGAGUCCCACAGUUGGGUCAAAAUGUCUCAUUUUUAUUUCAUUAUGUUAUAUAUACCCUUUCAGUAACAAUAAUCUUAUAAAAAUCUUACAAUAAUGUAAGCUUACCUAUCUAAUUCUGAUCAGGGCUUGUGUCCUCCUAGACGGGCUAUAUAGACUCUGUGGUGAAAAACCCUAACCAGAUUCUGAUCACCAUGGCGUCAAUUCCUACGUCCUGCAUUGUCGUCUGUCUGUGUUGGAUUUUUCAUCAACAUCUUGGCGAAUGAUGAUCUUAUCUUUUCUCCUUCGCAUUAUUGCCCUCUGUUCUUCUUCAUGCUCGUGUAUUUAUAAAUUUAAAAAAAAAAAAAACUUACAUGGGGCCUCAACUGAUGUUGUUGGGUUGGUUUCUUCUGCAGACGUUAAAAUUGAUCGCAUGCAAGUGCCUCACUGAUUCCUCCUUGGAUGCGGUCUACAAGGAGAACGCUCUUCCCGUCCUCCGCGAGCUGGACUUGUCCUACUCUACGGCCGGGAAGUCUGCCAUUGAGAAGAUUCUCGCAACAUGCACCAAUCUCGUCAACGUGAACUUGAAUGGCUGUGUGAACAUGCACGACCUCGUCUGGGACUCGAAUGGAGGUGCGCUGAAGCUACUAAGCACCCGCGCCUCCUGGUUGACUCCUGCAUGCAGCAACGGUGAAUGCGAACAGCCCGGUCAUCUGAUCGAGAGUCUGAAUUGUGUCGGAUGCCGGAAUAUCAAGAGAGUUCUCAUCCCUCCAUCUUCGUGCUGUUUUCACCUGUCUCAUCUGAAUGUGAGAAUGGCGGCGAACCUGAAGGAGGUCUAUGUGGCAUGCCCAAAGCUAGAUUACUUGAAUCUGAGGUUAGCUUCUUCUUGACUUUUUUUUUUCUCUCUCAUACAUCUCUGUUUUACUGAUUUCCACCUGGGUUCUGUUUUCUUUCUUUUUUUUUCGCAUCACCAGCGACUGCAGUUCCUUGGAGAUACUGAUGCUUGACUGCCCGAGACUGUCCAUCCUAUACCUCACGGUAUCUACUCGAACUUAUAACUACGUUCACAUUAAAUGUGUAUCAUUGUUCUUCUGAAAACCAGUUACAUUGAUGGAAAUCCCAUUAAUGGAAAAGAAAUUGGCUGAAAGUUGGAUUAUAUUUCCUCCCCGGAGUUCUGACCCGUGAUUGGAAAAGGCUGCUUUUGGUGUGAUGUUCUUGUUGGUCAACUCUGUAGAUGGAUGUCUGGACGAGGGGCACCGUUGCUUAGUAAUUACUUGGUUGUUCUUCAGGUUUUGAGUUGCCGACACUGCUACACAAUACUAAUCCUCUGUUGCGCUGUCUCAUUAAUGGGUCUUCCUUUUGAUGAUCAUGAUAUCUCCAUGGUUCAUGUUAAAUAUCUCAUGGGUCUGAACUUUUUCUGAUGAUUUCUAUAACAGGCUUGCGCCAUGCUCACGGAAGAGGCUGUGGAAGCAGCAAUCGCCAACUGUGAGAUGCUGGAAACUCUCCACGUCAAUAAUUGCCCCAAGGUUGACUUUUUUGGGCUGUCUCAGCCGAUAAUCAUUUCUUCUGAUUUCGUUUUGAUGCCGAAUCCAUCUGGGUGAGACAAAUCUAGAUUACUAGAUUUAAGAUGAUUUUCUGAGCAUGAAAAUCAACCUGAGGAGCAGAGAAAACGUAAUAGAUAGAAUCAAUCAUGUUAUUAUAACACACAAGAGAAGCGGGCCCUGUUCGGGUGAUCUCUAAUGUCGGUCAGCUGUUCUUCGUGCAGAUCUACCCUGUCUACCUCCGGAACCUGCGGAGGGCGUGCCCCAGCUUGAAGCGGAUAUACGGAGUCUCCUGGUUUUGA